Molecule: messenger RNA, 2839 nt
Organism: Postia placenta MAD-698-R-SB12
Lineage: Eukaryota; Fungi; Basidiomycota; Agaricomycetes; Polyporales; Adustoporiaceae
Exons: 16
Coding region: 1-2616 (871 amino acids)
Biological process (GO): DNA-templated transcription; regulation of DNA-templated transcription
Cellular component (GO): nucleus
Molecular function (GO): DNA-binding transcription factor activity, RNA polymerase II-specific; zinc ion binding; transcription cis-regulatory region binding
Source: RefSeq, a predicted model, not a curated record
AUGGACUCCAGCAGCAACGGCGGCGGUUCACCUGUCAAGAAACAUGAAGACAUCGAAGGGCCCGAUCCAAACAAGGCUUCCGUCAAAGCCGAUUCCAAGCCGCCCGUACGGACCCUUAACCGAGUGCCCCGUACGUUACUAUGCAAUGCGUGUCGUAAGCAGAAGAUGAGAUGUGAAGGAGCUGAAAACCCUCCGUGCAGACGGUGUAGACACGCCGGUCUGGAGUGUCUCUUUGAAAAGCCUACCCGAGAAGCCAGCUUGACCGGUGAAGCUGGAUUGGAGCGCAUACGCAGCCUUGAAUCGCAUGUCGCGGAUAUUCGUCAGACGCAGACCGCCAUUCAAAACAGCCUAGUCGAGAUUGUCAGCCAUCUCCGUGGUGGUGCAUCAUUCCACCACUCUCGCUCUCCGUCCGCAUAUCCCGCCUUUGUAAACCAGUCGCCUAGUGCCCAUUCUCUUGGGUCGCCAGGACCAUCGACGUCGCAUAACGGCAUGCCACACGGACCCAUCCCUGCUGGUGUGAAUGCUAACGCUCACCGUCAGCAUCGUGAUCAGAUGGCGGGUACAUAUCGCAGUCCUUCUAUAGGGGCGACCGGACAGCGCGCGUCCAGUCAAGCCGAGAUACACACUUCUCCUCUCGCUUCCAACUUGAUGUAUCCGCCUGCGGUUCCUCCAGGCGCUCGACACAACUUACAGCAAGCAACGACCCUACCGCCCUUCUCGUCGCUUGAAUCCAUGGGCCCUCCACGGUCGCAGCCAUCAAACGUACAAGUGAAUGGCCAGGAUGCAGUUCUGGGUUCAAAGCGGGGCCCCCCUCCGUCGUCAAACGUGACCAGCGCGGACUCAUCGGACGUUGAAGAGGAGGACGGCGAGCUGCCGGCGUCCGGACUGGUAGCUCCGUGGGAAGUUUUGCGCGGGUUAGCUGAUGUUGCUAUCCAGAGGGCCGCGAAGGAAAACGGGGAGGCGAGCGAACCCCCGAGUCGGGCAAGAACUGCCUCCCCUGAUCCUCGCCAGCCCCGACCCGCUAAGCGCAGGAAGGUCAACCAUAAGCAGCCGCGGGCUACGAAUUUCCCUGAUGUCGUCACUAAAAACAUCAUUCUCGAGCCUGAGGCUCGGGAGCUCUUCCGGAUCUUCUACCACGGAUGCUCGACGUUCCUUCCUAUUUUCGAUGCUAACACCGAUACGUAUGAUGCCCUUCACGAGCGUUCUCCUUUUGCUGUUGAUUGUAUCUGUAUGGUUGCCGCUGGAGUCAGAGAUGGGGGAGGUAGGUGGCCACCCAGCGAAACUUAUCUCAAGUGCCAAGAAGAGGUGCAGGCCAUUUCCUGCGCUACACUGUUUUCCCCUGUAACGCGGCAGGAAGCUGUACAAGCCAUGAUCCUGGUGUCUGGUUGGUCCGACAACGGUUGGUUAAGUGGUGGUCAUGCUGUCCGCAUGGCGAUGGAGCUUUCGAUGCACAAGGCCUGGCCAGAGCUACUGAAGCGUAUGAAGGCCAGCAAGGCAUCAUCGUCAAGUAAGGACAGACAACUUGUGAUUUCCGCGCGAACUUGGUUCUGCCUCUACCUGUUUGAGCAUCAAAUGUCGUAUGGGACGGGUCGCCCAUCCAUCCUCAAAGAUGACGAGAGCAUCUGGCAGUGUCGUCUACUCCUCCAACAUCCGUUGGCCAUCGAGGAUGACAUGCGGCUUGUGUCGACUGUCGAGUUGAUGGCGAUCCGAGAGCGUGUGAACAACAACCUGUCCCCACUGUUCGACAAGCCUGUAGAUGACAUGACCUUCAAUGUCCUACGGGAAGCGGACAUGGAGUUCCGCAACUGGUACGGUACCUGGGAUCAGGCCUUUUCCCAGAAAUACGAGGAUGCAGCCUUCUAUCGGCAGAGCUUACAAAUUCAACACCUUCAUGCCGAGCUAUACCACAAUGCUACCGCUCUGAGGGGCAUUGACGGCCCCGAAGAUGUUCAACGGAUGCCUCCUGCUCAACGCGAGCUAGCGAUCAGGUCAAUCCGGAUCGGACAGCAGAUCCUAGAGAUCACAGUGCACUCUCCCGCAUACCGAGAGGGGAUGAAGUAUGCUGUGCAUUAUACCCAUGCAACCGCUACGUUUUCCGCUUCUUUCCUACUUCGGCUUGCACGUCUCUUCCCGGACCAAUGCGAUAUUGAAGAGGUGCGAUCGCUUGUCGAACACCUUGCCGCUCUCCUUCUUGAGGUUCCCGGCAAACGCUACGCAUUCACGCUGCAGCUGAUGCUGAAACGCUCAAGGAAGCGGUCUGCUUCUAUGUCCCGAUCGCCUGGUGCUUCUCGGCAUCGCUCGCAUAGUAACGCAAGUUAUGCCCCGGAUACCGUCCCCUCACAAGUCAAUCAGCACCAAAUCAUGUCUCCGACCUUCGAUGCAUCAUUCUCUCAUGCCGACGCUAUGAACCCUAUGUCCGCUGAAUUUAACCAGCACCUCGCUCAAUAUGGUCCCAGCAUUGACCACAUCUGGCGCGGGUUCGACACAACUGCCAAUGAGCAGCUCCCAGUAUGGCUUUCUGACCAGACACUGGGCGGCGUGUCGGUCUCGCAACAGGGUAUGGAGGGUCUUUUGAUGCCUGCCGAGUUCGUCUCUACCUCCACACAAAUCUGGUAACGUCUCUAUUGUAUCGUUGUCCAUCUCCCGACCCCACGUCUCCACAUUUGCUCUCAUGUUGUGCACCAAGGGUAAAUAGUGCUCACUGUACGCCUUUACUCAUCUUUUGACGCUGGCCAGACGGCCAAUGUAUUGGAUAUAUGAUUUGUUACUACUCUUCCAUGUUGUAUAGCUACAGUCCUCCGUAUCUCUCUAUGUAACGAUGCCUGUACGAUCUGUGUCA